This is a messenger RNA of Meleagris gallopavo (turkey), 8768 nucleotides long. The record is from RefSeq and is a predicted model, not a curated record. NCBI's taxonomy places the organism in Eukaryota, Metazoa, Chordata, Aves, Galliformes, Phasianidae.
GCGGCCGUAGGAAGUUCUGCGCUCCGGGGUGGUCCUGAGCGCCGCGGCUCCACUGGGGAAGGCAGACGUUGUUGCCAUCGCGAUGUUCUUUGUUUGUUGGUGCCGGUAGAUGUGCAGGAUUCCUUCUAGAAGAAUUGGUGUUCUUUUCCAAAUUGUUUUUACUAGCUCUGUUUUCAUGCGUUUUCACUGCUGUUUUCUAGUCCCAGUUGGAGGUGAAAGGUGCACGUGAGGUAGUGGAGCUGUGAUCCCUACCUGUCGGUGUGGCAGAGCCGAUGCGGACCUCCCGCAGGACCUCGUGGGAGCCCGUGCAGCUGUGCGGGCUGCCGUCUUUCCGUGUGGCAGAGAUGGACCGUCCUGUUCAGAAACGGGAUUUGUUGGUUUCGGAGCAGAACCGGAGCUCGGCUCCUCUGACAGCUGCUGAGCGGUCUGGUGUCAGCAGGCUGGCUGCUGUAUGUGCUGAAAUCUUACAGCGCUGAAAAGGCACAACAGCGAACGAGAGCUGCGCUGGAGUUGCUGGCUGUAACACAGCUGUCGCUGAAGAUGUUUGCGGUACAUUCCUACCUAAACCUCGGUCAGAACAGAGCUGUCCUUUCUGAAAUGCAACCAACACUUUGUUCUCCAAAGUAACACCAAGCUGAAUGUUUUUGUUGUCUUGAUAGUAAAUGCCCCUCAUUAAAAUGAAUGCUGUGCCUUCUCAAGGAACUUUUUUCUUUUUUUCAAGAAGAAAAAGACUUUUUGGUAAUGAAACGUUUGGAGACAACUCAGUGGGAUCGCUGCAAAUUGGGAGUUUUUAGUAUUGCCUCAUUAGGAAACAAACCAUUAUCUUUAACUCGAAGCCGUGGCUCAGUAUACAGGUUGGAUGAAGCUGUACCUCUGUUAGGUUACUGUCCCUGAUGUGGCAGUGCUGAGUGGAACUUCUGGAGUGAGAAAGUGGCUGUGUGUGGAAGUCGCUCAGUGAGGUCACACAGGAUGGGCUCUGAGCGGAGCGGCCCGCAGGCCGAGGUGUGUGCAGCAGGGCAAGGCAGCUGUGCUGGGAGCUGCGUGCCUGCGGGUGAGAUGUGUGCUGCACGACAGCAUCUGGGAAGGCUGCGUGUCUCAGGACGGGGCGGAUAGCUGAUCCUUUUCUGUGCGUAGGAUAGAGCCAGCAGUUGUCGGAAGAUGCCCAGUAGCGUUGUUGGAAUUGGUACGUGUCACCGUGGUAUAUUACAGCAGCAUUUUAAUUAAGCAUGGAAAUCACUUGACAGUGCUGUAAAGUGUUGGGUGCUUAACAGUCUGAGCUCUGCAGCUUCUGCACUCGCUGUUAAAAUUGAAGGAGAUGCCACAUGGAUUCCUAGGGCAGUGCUGGUGCUCCUUUUGUGUGUAAGGUAAGCUGUGCUUCUGUCACACUGCAGAAGGAACGAUAGAUGGGUGAUCAUUUACAGCCCAGCUUUCCUCCUCUGUAAGAAAACAGUAAAUAUUGAAAGUAAAUAUUGAAGUUAAAGUGGUAUUCCUGCACUACAGUACAAUACCGGAAUCUGUUGGUAGUCAAAAGUCAUACAGUGCAAAUGUCUUCUUCAUAACUUGCCAUUACAAUGGCAGCUGCUCUGAUAGAUGCAACCACAGAUGGUAAGAUGGGAGAAAAGGCAUUUUGUUCUGGGGCAGCUGCAGGUACCACUGAGAGCUAGAUGAGAACUUUAUUGACCUCUUUUCAGAAUUGGGAAGUUACUUUUGUUCUAGUAUUUGGAGUUGUUUUGAGAUGCAGAACUUGCACAGUGAGAGUGGACAGAGCAGUGCCAGGUGUGGUGAGGACAGCUUUAGUGUGAAAGCAGUGGGAGCAGGACAAGGGCUGUGUGGCUGUCACUGCGACAGGGAUGGGCUGUGCUGUCUGUGGGUGCAGCCCAGUUUGCAUUUCAGUACUGCUGCAUUUACUGUUGUUUUUUCAUUCUGCUCUUUGAAAUGCUGGUGUGCUGCUUUUCUAAAAGUGUAACAGCUGCAGCUAAAUGAACGUUAUGCCAUUUUGGAUGGCUAGGACGGGCUCUUCUUUAUUUCUUCAUGGCAGAUAGAAUUUUGUUAGCAUAAUUUCACAUUACGGUCCUUGAUGUGGAGGCAGUCCUGCUCACAUAAAUUGGUACAAGUGUACACUUCUUAACACUAUAAGGGAGUGUGAGCUGUGGAGGUGAGAACAGACAACACUGGUCUGAGGAUAAGGCAAUAUAAACAUCUGUAUGCAUUAGAAGCAAAAAAAAGAAUCCUAAUUAUGUUAAUUUAGUUUAAAUAUAUAUGUGUGUGUAUAUGUAUAUACAGGAGUUUUUUUGUGCGUAUGUGGAAGGUUUGUUUUGAUUGACGUGAUGUGUUUUGGGAAAAAAUGCCCUUGCUUUGAUAGUCAGGUUGGCCAGAUUGGCCUGCUCAUUUGGGGCUUGCAGGAUCUGGUACAAGAACCAAACUCAUGUUCUAGAUGUGAAUACUUUCCAAGAGGGCAGGGCUCUUACUUACCCACCCAGGGACUGUGUGUCUGCAGAGAGAAAAAUACAUAUUCUUCAGAACUGAUGUUGAAAGACAAAAUAGACCUCAAAUUCAGCAUCUUGUUCUUACUGCAAAGUAACACAGCAGUGCUUUGAAUGUGUUACGAUGGUUGAUGGCCUCAUAUAAGAGUGGAACGAAUUCCAUACUUUCUGUAGUGAAUCACUUUGUGCUUUACUGCUCUUUAUAUCCUUGGAGGGUUGGGUUUUCUUGUUCUUUUGUUUUAAAGAUGGCAUGAAAGAUGGUUGACCAAAAACUGGUUCUUGUGGUUGAGUCCUACAGCUGUGUGAUUGUGAAUAAUCACACCUGCAGGCUCUCGGUUGACCAGAUCAGGUGGCAAAAUGUUUGAUUUAAAACCCAUUUUUCAAGAAGCAUGUUAAACAAUUUGCAAGAAAUAGAGUUUGAGCAACUGCAAACAGCCUGUGCACCAAAGAUAUUCAUUACCUCCCCUGUCCUGUGUGUGUAGGUUGGCAUGCUCCCUGGCCUGGCAUCAGUGGCUGCUGAUCCUUCCCUGCCUCCAGCUCCUUUUCCCUCCUUCACACCUCAGCCAUUCUUUCCUUCACCCCUUUUUUCUCUCCUGUGUAUCGAUUGCUGAUGUGCCUCUGGAUCUCAUAGUUCUCUGCUUGUGGUGCAUCUGGGCCAAAGGAAUUGUUAGUGAUGCGGAUUCAUAGCAGCAACAGUACGGGGGCAUAAUAUCUCUUGAAAUCGAAGUUGGCAAAAUAUUUGUCUUAAAAUGCUUUUUCUUUUUUCUCCCUAAAAAAGUUCAUUGUGUUUCUGACCUUCUGUUUUGUUUUGUUUCCUCAUUGCUGCUGCUAUGAAUAUGGAAGGUUCCCGAGUCAGACGGAAGACAGCAGUAGCAGAGGUGGAUUAACGCUGGAAUGUAGUCAGGGACUGGAGCGCUCGGGAGCUAUGCUUAGACAGAAAGGGAACGAGGGGAAGAUGUCUCGCUGGGGUCGGAGCUGGCAGCCACGUCAGCCGCUUGGUUUCCCACAGUCCUGUAAUUUAAGGCGGGACUGUACCGGUAUGGGAAGCCCCUAGGAGUACGAGCUGUGUGAGGGAGCGCUGGUGUCGGUGCGUAUCGCGGCCGUGCUGCUGGGCGCUCAGAUGCUCUGUAAGCAGAGGCCCUGGACUGAAGGCAGAAGGUUACGCGAGGUGUGAGUAGGGGCGUUCAUCACAGCGUCCUGCUGGAUUUCCGACUUGGAGAACUUAAUUGAACUCUGAGUACCAAACUUCCUCAGGUAACAUCAUCUAGAAAAUGGGUUUAAGGCCCAGGCCCCCUCAAACGUCUGCAGCACCCCUCACCCUGCUGAGUGCCUCCGCGGUAGCUCCGUGUCGGUACAGCAGGAUAUGACCCUUCUUCUAUGUCCGGGCUUCGGCCUCACACAGUAGGUGUAAUAUAAUCGCUGAGGAGGGCGUUCUGGAAGGAGAAUUAUUUUUGAAGGCUUUUGCAUGAAACUUGUCCAAUGAGUCUGAGACGCCCAAGCACCAUUAAUUUUGGAGGAAAAAGAUGGAGUAUUGCAUGCUGGGAACAAGUGCUUUCCAUAAGGUACAGCAGCAGCUCAUGAUGCCCCGUAAAGCUUUUCUUUCCCAGAAAGAAAAGCAGGCUCGUGCCAGGGAAAGAGAUAUGUUAAAAAAGAGAAGGAGGCGACAAGACUAUCUCAAAAGAAGCGUGGACCCACAGAAAAAUGCAGAAACAAUAAAAUGGCACAGAGAUGAUGAGAAGAGGAGAGAAAAUGAGCAAGUUAAGGACAAAGAUAUCAAGAAGCGAUGGAGACAGGAUGAGAGAGAACGACGAAAGAAUGUGGACGCUAUGAAUUGGCGCAGGGAAGAUGAGAAGAGGGAAAAUGAGCGAGAAACUAUGUUCCAACUUCCUGUCAACAACCUUGGCAGUUUAAGAAAGGCCCGGAAAACUGUGAAAAAAAUACUUAGUGACAUUGGUUUGGAAUACUGUAAAGAACAUAUAGAAGAUUUUAAACAGUUUGAACCUAAUGACUUUUAUUUGAAAAACACUACAUGGGAAGAUGUAGGACUGUGGGACCCAUCGCUUACGAAAAAUCAGGACUAUCGGACAAAGCCCUUUUGCUGCAGUGCAUGUCCAUUUUCCUCGAAGUUCUUUUCAGCAUACAAAAGCCACUUCCGGAAUGUCCAUAGCGAAGACUUUGAAAAUCGGAUUCUCCUUAAUUGUCCAUACUGUACUUUCAAUGCGGACAAAAAGACUUUGGAAACGCACAUUAAAAUAUUUCAUGCUCCAAAUGCCAAUACACCAAGUGGAGGCAUCAGCACUUUUAAAGAUAAAAACAAGCAUGAUAGCCUUAAACCUAAGCAGGCUGACAGUGUAGAACAAGCUGUUUAUUACUGUAAGAAGUGCACUUACCGAGAUCCGCUGUAUGAAAUUGUUAGAAAGCACAUUUACAGGGAACAUUUUCAGCACGUAGCUGCUCCUUACGUAGCAAAGGGAGGUGAAAAGUCACUCAAUGGUGCAGUUCCAUUAAGUUCCAGUACCCGGGAAGAGGGUAGUAUUCAUUGCAAACGCUGCCUUUUUAUGCCGAAAUCAUAUGAAGCUUUAGUACAGCACGUUAUCGAAGACCAUGAACGUAUAGGGUAUCAGGUAACAGCGAUGAUAGGUCACACUAAUGUAGUGGUUCCAAGAUCUAAACCUUUGAUGCUAAUAGCUCCAAAACCACAGGACAAAAAGCCUAUGGGACUUCCUCAGAGGAUGGGUCCCCUUUCCCCUGGGAGCGUUCGAUCUCUUUCAUCACAACAGAUGAUGAACAGACUCACUAUACCAAAGCCUACAUUAAAUUCUGCAGGAGUGAACAUGAUGUCAAAUGUUCACUUACAGCAAAACAAUUAUGGAGUCAAAUCAGUACCACCAAGUUACGUUGGUCAGCCAGGGGGAAGGCUGAGCUUAAGUGGUAAUGCGCCAGUUUCUAUUCCACAGCAAUCUCAAACAAUGAAACAGUUUUCAAGUGGAAAUGGAAGGCCCUAUACUCUUGGGGAACAGAGAUCUCAGGCCUCAGCAAGAUACUCUCUUCAGUCUGCCAAUUCAACUUCUUUGUCAUCAGCUCAGUUGAAACAAACGUCGUUAUCUCAGUCACAGGCAGCUUCAAGAGUAUUAGGUCAGUCUGGCUCAAAGUCUCCUGUAGCUGCUACAGGUCCUUCUUCUGUCAAUACAUCAUCCACACAAAAGUGGAAAAUCUGUACAAUCUGUAAUGAGCUGUUUCCUGAAAAUGUGUAUAGCGUUCACUUUGAAAAGGAGCACAAGGCUGAAAAGGUGCCUGCAGUAGCUAACUAUAUAAUGAAAAUACACAAUUUCACUAGCAAAUGUUUAUACUGUAAUCGCUAUUUACCCACUGAUACGUUGCUUAAUCAUAUGUUAAUACAUGGUUUGUCUUGUCCGUAUUGCCGUUCAACCUUCAAUGAUGUUGAAAAGAUGGCUGCUCAUAUGCGAAUGGUUCAUGUUGAUGAAGAAAUGGGACCUAAAACUGAUUCCACUCUAACGUUUGAUUUGACGCUGCAGCAGGGUAGUCUCACAAAUAUACAUCUUCUGGUAACGACCUACAACCUGAGGGAUGCUCCUGCUGAAUCUGUAGCUUAUCAUGCUCAGAAUACACCUCCAGUUCCUCCAAAACCACAGCCGAAAAUCCAGGAGAAGUCUGACGCACCUGUGAAAAGUUCUCCACAAGCAGCAGUUCCCUACAAGAAAGAUGUGGGGAAAACCCUCUGUCCUCUGUGCUUUUCAAUCCUAAAAGGACCCAUCUCUGAUGCACUUGCACAUCAUCUACGGGAGAGGCAUCAAGUUAUUCAGACGGUUCAUCCAGUUGAGAAAAAACUAACCUACAAGGCACUUCACUGCCUUGGCGUGUAUACCAGUAACAUGACUGCCUCAACUAUCACGUUGCACCUUGUUCACUGCAGAGGUGUUGGGAAGACUCAGAAUGGCCAGGACAAAGGUACUUCGUCAUCUCGGCUAAGUCAGUCUGCAGGUGUAGCACCUGUAAAACGUACUUACGAACACAUGGAAUUCUCUCUGAUGAAGAGAAGGAAAAUGGAUGAUGAUGACUCCCCCUCUGCCUUUGAGGAGAAGCCUGAAGAACCGGUAGUUCUAGCAUUGGACCCCAAGGGUCAUGAAGAUGAUUCCUAUGAAGCCAGGAAGACAUUUCUCACAAAGUAUUUUAAUAAGCAACCAUAUCCAACUAGGAGAGAGAUUGAAAAGCUGGCUGCCAGUUUGUGGCUAUGGAAAUCUGAUAUUGCAUCUCACUUCAGCAACAAAAGGAAAAAAUGUGUUAGAGAUUGUGAAAAAUACAAACCUGGUGUGCUGCUUGGUUUCAAUAUGAAAGAAUUAAACAAAGUUAAACAUGAAAUGGAUUUUGAUGCUGAAUGGCUGUUUGAAAACCACGAUGAAAAGAAUUCCAGAGUUAAUGUUAGUAAGACUGUUGAUAAAAAAAUAAACAUAGAAAAAGACAAUGAAAGUUCAUCAGACAGCUAUGAAAAUACGGAAGAGGAAUACAAUGAAAGCAGUAGUCCAUUUGGUCCACAUAUUUCUGACAUUGGUGAGAAAGCUUCUCCUGAUAGCAUAGCAGAGAACCCAGAGGAUGGCAUAUCCAAGGAAAUCAUUGAAGAAAAUACCUUACCAUCUCCAGAAAAGUCUGAUCAAAAACAAGAAGAAAGCUCUAAAUAUGAGGAGAUUAUUUCUGCCGAAGAGCAGACCAAACUGGUUGGUGAUGUUUCAGAUAGUGAAGGUGAUCAGGAUGAUCAGGAUGAUGCUGUUGAAUGGAAAGAUGGAGCUUCGCAGUCUGAAAGCGGGCCUGGUUCUCAGCAAGUUUCUGAUUUUGAAGAUAACGCAUCAGAAGUAAAACCAGAAGUGUGGACAGAUGAAUCCUCACAAAGCGAAGAUGCUGGUAGCAGUAAACCGACUGCAGAGACAAAAGGAGGUGGGUCCGAGAGUGAUGAAGAGCAGUCAAAGUGGAAGAAUCGUUCCUAUGGAAAAGUAGAAGAGUUCUGGGCCAAGGACCAGUCGCAAUGGAAAAAUACAUCAGAGAUUGAGGAGAGCUUGUCAAAUCAGCAGAUGGAAUGGCAGAAUAGCACAAUUGACAGUGAGGAUGGAGAUCAGUUUGACAGUGUGACUGAUGGGGUAGCAGAACCAAUGCACAGCAGCUUAUCCGGUGUGGAGCUGAGCAGUCAGCAAGCAUAAGCUCCUCGAUUCAGAAGUGGCAGUAAUAUGAUCCAACCUACAACUGGCUAAACACUUCAUUUCAGUAUGACUGCUAAGCUUAAAUUCUGACUGGUACUGCCUGCCAAGUGCGAGGUCACCGUGAGUGGUGUUCAUGGCCACCGUUACUCCAGUGGCGAAGGAUGCUGUUGGCUAAUCUUGCUUGAGAGUACUUGCUGGGAUGAGCACAGUAAUUUAAUGUGAAAACAGAUAAGCUGGUGGCUCAAGAAUGCACAGAGAAAAGCAGAGGUUUAUUUUAUCUGCAUUUUCACCAUUUAUUUCACCCUUGUACAUGUUCAGUUGUAUGUCUUUUUAAACAUUACCCUUUUUCACAUGGUAGUGUGUAGGGCCAACAUACAAGCUACCAGUCCAACGUGUAUAGUAGACUAUGGGAAAAUUGAUUUUUUCAUGUAUCAUUCUGAAUAGUUGAAAUGUAUAUUUGUACAGUCUUUUAGACCUAUUCAAGUGAAGCUUAUGAAAUUGUUCUUGUGUACCCAUCAUAGAUUUGUUUCUCUUUUUUAGUGUUGCCCUGCUGUGUAAUAAAUGCUGUAUUUAGUUUACCUAGCAAAAGCUUGAAACUGCUAUAGUAUGAAUUUUGACAAACUUAGUUUUUGCACAUAACCUUGUACAAUCUCAAAAACGGAGGCCAGCACCAUAAAAAAAAUAUAUCUGGACUCUUAUUGUAUUAUAGAAUUUUCUUGUUCUGAAUAUCCUUGACAUUACAACUGAUGACAAAUGUAUUUCAGAGCCAUUUUCUGAAAUCUUUUAAGCUAAAGAUGAAAAAUCACAUGCAAGAAACAAGUUUGCAGCUACUAAUUUUGACACCUUUUAGAUCUGUAUAAAAGUGUAUUGUGUUGAAGCAGCACACUUAAAACAACAGUGCUGUGUUUUGGAUAUUUAGUUUUAUCUUUAGUUAACACCAACAAGGUGUUGUAUUCAUUUAUACCAUCUAAUAUAUGACACACUGUUGUAGUAUGUAUAAUUUUGUGAUCUUUAUUUCCCUUUGUAUUCUUCAUUUAAACAUCUAAAUAAAUUGCUGUAUUGUGCUUACUGUAAA